AUCUCAUUCAUUCUUCAUCUUCCUAAUUUGAAUUUCGAUUUUCUGUCAAUGAUUGGGUUUUCGAUUUGAUGGGUUUUCGGAUUCUAAUGCAAAGACGAACAUAUGAUGCUGAAUUCUUUUGGAUUUUUCUUCUUUUGUGGUUAAACCUUGGCGGCGUAGUCGUCUUGUGUUGAACUUCUUGCUCUUAAUUCAUAAAUGGGCUGCUUCUCUUCCACAGCGAGAAAACAAUUUCCUGGAUACGAAGAUCCUUUGAGUCUUGCUUCAGAAACAGCUUUUAGUGUAAGCGAAGUUGAAGCACUGUUUGAGCUAUAUAAGAGCAUUAGCAGUUCUGUGAUCGACGAUGGUCUGAUAAAUAAGGAAGAAUUUCAAUUGGCUCUAUUCAAGAACAGAAAGAAGGAGAAUCUUUUCGCAAACAGGAUCUUUGAUCUGUUUGAUGUUAAACAUAAAGGAGUAGUUGAUUUUGGCGAUUUCGUAAGAUCCCUUAAUGUCUUCCACCCUAAUGCCCCACUUGAAGACAAGAUUGAAUAUUCAUUUAAGCUAUAUGAUUUGGAUGGCACUGGAUUUAUUGAACGUAAUGAGGUUAAACAGAUGUUAAUAGCUCUUCUUUGCGAGUCUGAACUGAAGUUGGCUGAUGAAACAAUUGAGAUAAUACUCGAUAAAACAUUUUCCGAAGCUGAUACAGAUCGAGAUGGAAAGAUUGAUAAAUCAGAGUGGCAUAGUUUUGUCAGCCAAAAUCCUUCAAUAUUGAAGAUAAUGACUCUUCCUUAUCUAAGGGAUAUUACGACAACGUUUCCUAGUUUUGUAUUCCAUUCCGAGGUUGAUGAGAUUGCAACAUAAAAGUUUCAUUUGAUGUCAGAUUGGGAAUUAAGAGGGGUAUCCAUAAUAUUACUAAUAUUAAAGUCACCUAUCACAUUUUUAUACGACAUGUAAGUCUCGAAAUGUGACGAAUGGUCGUUCAUUUGGAGUUGUAUUGUAAACGGUGUUAUUUAUGAACAGUUCAAUCCUAAAGCUUUGUAUUGAAAAGUAUGUAAAAACCAGAGAAUUUGAAAUGGGAAUUAGACUAAUUAGUUCCUUAUAAUUUUGAUCACAUGUUAUUAGUAAUUAUAAUUUUGCUUUUAUUUA
Molecule: messenger RNA, 1122 nt
Organism: Impatiens glandulifera
Lineage: Eukaryota; Viridiplantae; Streptophyta; Magnoliopsida; Ericales; Balsaminaceae
Product: calcineurin B-like protein 1
Exons: 9
Coding region: 196-837 (213 amino acids)
Biological process (GO): calcium-mediated signaling
Molecular function (GO): kinase binding; calcium ion binding
Source: RefSeq, a predicted model, not a curated record